GGCUGCAUAAAGGCAGUUGGCAUCGCCAUCAGCGAUCUUUCCAGUCGCAUGUUGAAGUUGGGUACGGAUCAUGUCUAGCGAUUCUGCUGAUUACAACAGCUCAAAAGAUAGAGACCAUGGGGGGCCAGAUGGAAUGGAGCCUGAUGGUGUCAUCGAGAGCAACUGGAGCGAGAUCACGGACAACUUUGAUGAUAUGAACCUGAAGGAGACUCUUCUCAGGGGAAUAUAUGCAUAUGGUUUUGAAAAGCCAUCUGCCAUUCAACAAAGGGCAAUCAUUCCUUGCAUCAAAGGAUAUGAUGUCAUUGCCCAGGCCCAGUCAGGCACUGGCAAGACGGCCACGUUUGCCAUCUCUAUCUUGCAGCAGCUGGACAUUGAGCAGAAGGAGACUCAGGCUCUGGUGUUGGCUCCCACCAGAGAGCUGGCUCAGCAGAUCCAGAAGGUCAUUCUGGCUCUGGGUGACUACAUGGGGGCAGCCUGCCAUGCCUGCAUUGGAGGGACCAAUCUCCGUAGUGAAAUACAGAAGCUCCAGGCUGAGGCCCCCCACAUAGUGGUGGGCACACCUGGACGUGUAUUCGACAUGCUUAGCAGAGGACACCUGUCCCCAUCAUGGAUCAAGAUGUUUGUUCUGGAUGAAGCCGAUGAGAUGUUGAGUCGAGGGUUCAAGGAUCAGAUCUAUGAGAUCUUCCAGAAACUGAGCACAAACAUUCAAGUGGUCCUGCUUUCUGCCACCAUGCCAGCAGAGGUGUUGGAGGUGACCAAGAAGUUCAUGCGAGACCCCAUUCGCAUCUUGGUGAAGAAAGAAGAGCUUACUCUUGAGGGUAUCAAGCAGUUCUACAUAAAUGUGGAGCGAGAGGAGUGGAAGCUGGACACCCUGUGUGAUCUGUAUGAAACACUGACCAUCACCCAGGCUGUCAUCUUCCUCAACACUAGGAGAAAAGUCGACUGGUUGACUGAAAAGAUGCAUGCUAGAGACUUCACUGUCUCUGCUCUGCAUGGAGAUAUGGACCAGAAGGAGCGAGAUGUGAUUAUGAGGGAGUUCAGAUCUGGCUCAAGCAGAGUGUUGAUCACUACUGAUCUUCUGGCUCGUGGCAUUGAUGUCCAGCAGGUUUCCCUGGUCAUUAACUAUGACCUUCCUACAAAUCGAGAGAACUACAUUCAUAGAAUUGGUCGUGGUGGCCGUUUUGGCAGAAAAGGAGUUGCUAUCAACUUCGUCACCGAGGAGGACAAGAGGAUUCUUCGAGACAUUGAGACGUUUUACAAUACAACUGUGGAGGAGAUGCCUAUGAAUGUGGCUGACCUGAUUUGAGCCCUGACAUUUCGUUUAAAAAAAAAAAAACGCAGUGAUAGCGAUCGUCCACUUGCAUUGUGCUUAUA
Messenger RNA from Chelmon rostratus (copperband butterflyfish), 1374 nucleotides. RefSeq names its product eukaryotic translation initiation factor 4A, isoform 2 (gene eif4a2). Lineage: Eukaryota; Metazoa; Chordata; Actinopteri; Chaetodontiformes; Chaetodontidae. The coding region runs from base 71 to 1306 and encodes 411 amino acids. Gene Ontology annotation, biological process: cytoplasmic translational initiation. Gene Ontology annotation, molecular function: ATP binding; RNA helicase activity; translation initiation factor activity. The transcript has 11 exons. Gene Ontology annotation, cellular component: cytoplasmic stress granule. The record is from RefSeq and is a predicted model, not a curated record.